Molecule: messenger RNA, 1261 nt
Organism: Rhodamnia argentea
Lineage: Eukaryota; Viridiplantae; Streptophyta; Magnoliopsida; Myrtales; Myrtaceae
Exons: 7
Coding region: 268-1092 (274 amino acids)
Source: RefSeq, a predicted model, not a curated record
AAGGAAUCUGUGAACAAUUUAUGUGGCAACGGUUUCUUCCGUGAAAAAUGUGGUCUUUUCUCGUUUGUUUCUCUCACGCUCCGAAACACCCAAGAGGAAAAAAAUAAAAACUUUGUUGCUUCAUAACUUCAUCAAAUGUUCCGUGAAGACCCGUAAGAUCUCGCCUUGGAUAAAUAGAGAAACGAAUUCUUCGCGAGUGUUAAAGGAACUGUUGAAUUGGAUGAAAAGGAGAGUUUUGGCGCUUGGAACCGAGACGCGGUGGAGUGGAUGGCUCAGUUCACAGCUCAAGGAACCAUGAAGCUGCUCUUCAAUGGCGAAGGUAGCUCAUUUAGGCGAGGAUCGAAGGACCCAUUUCGUUUUAGGCUCGGAUCAGUCCAUGUCCGCAAGCGCAGGCUCAGAUUCUUUGAUUCCUCGGCCGAGCGCGGUUCUUGGCGGCGAAACGCGAGAGCGCACGCGCGAAGCGCUAAUAAGCACAGUAAGGAAGGUGUGCAUGGAGAGGACGACGAGUACGAUGAUGAGUUCGGAGUCGAUGACGAGCUGGCGUGCUUCAGAGGUUUGGUCUUGGAUCUUUCUUACAGGCCAGUCAAUGUGGUUUGCUGGAGGCGUGCGAUUUGCUUGGAGUUCAUGGAGAAGGCUGAUGUACUAGAAUAUUAUGAUCAGACAGUGAACUCUCCUAGUGGAUCAUUCUACAUACCAGCAGUUUUAAGGGUGCCACAUUUACUGCAAGUUGUUAAGAGAAGGAGAGUGAAAAACAACCUUAGUCGUAAGAACUUACUGUACAGAGACAGUUACACUUGCCAGUAUUGCUCUUCGGGUGAGAAUUUAACAAUUGACCAUGUUCUUCCAAUUUCACGAGGUGGAGAAUGGACAUGGGAGAACCUGGUAACUGCCUGUGCCAAAUGCAAUUCCAAGAAAGGUCAUAAAACAAUAGAAGAAGCAAAUAUGAAGCUGCUCAAGAUCCCCAAGGCUCCUAAAGACUUCGACAUACUCGCCAUACCUUUAACGAGUGCGGCGGUGAAGAUGUUGAGAGUGCGGAAAGGCACUCCGGAGGAGUGGCGCCAGUAUCUUGGUAGAUCCUCUUCUGAGCGCUGACACCGUUUGCGGUGGCAUUUGUACAUUCUUAUGCUUCAUACAUACUAACAAUCAGCCUAUUUGCAUUCCGUUUCCUUCGCAUGAAUGUGGAAUAAUACCGUUUAUGUAUGUCUGACUUGAAGGCGAUUGAUGCAUCAUGCACGACAAUCGGAAGAAGAAAAGGAAAGAA